UUUUGUUUCUUUCUCUUUAACCGGUCUUAUUUAGACCAUAGCACACAAAUAAGAACAAAUUCUGUAAUUUUCAAUUAACAUUCGAUCCGACCCACUUUUCACCUUCCUCCACCGAAUCAAAAGUUUGUAUCUUUUUGUCCUUUCACCUCAAAUUUCAACGACUAACUCGUUUUUCAACUCACUGUGUCCGUGACCUGACUCAGUAAUGGCAAAAAUCAUCCUAGGAGCUGCUGCGGCGUUGACGGCGGCGUUGGCGGCUGCAACUGUGGCGGGACAUCAUUUAAAAGUGUCUGGAAAAUGGGGUCAUGCUGAAAGUAUUUUGAAGGUGUUUGGUGAAGAGUGUGGAACCCCAAUUGAGAAACUUAGGAAAGUAGCUGAAGCUAUGGUUGUUGAAAUGCAUGCAGGUCUUGCUUCUGAAGGUGGUAGCAAGCUCAAGAUGUUGAUCUCUUAUGUGGAUAAUCUUCCAUCUGGGGAUGAGAAAGGACUCUUUUAUGCAUUGGAUCUUGGUGGCACGAACUUCCGUGCCCUACGUGUGGAAUUAGGUGGAAAAGAGAAAGGUGUUGUCAACGUAGACUCCGAAGAAGUUUCGAUUCCUCCUCAUUUGAUGACCGGUUCUUCACAUGAUUUAUUUGAUUUUAUAGCGACGUCUCUUGCAAAGUUUGUUAGUUCUGAGCCUGAAGAGUUUCGUCCUCUUCCCGGAAGAAAAAGGGAAUUGGGUUUUACGUUCUCGUUUCCAGUGAGGCAAACAUCAAUUUCAUCCGGGACUCUAAUAAAGUGGAGUAAGGGUUUCAGUAUCGAAGAUGUGGUCGGAGAAGAUAUAGUCGGCGAACUAACCAAGUCAUUGGAAAGGGUUGGCUUGGAUAUGCGUGUUGCAGCUCUAAUCAAUGAUACUGUUGGAACAGUAGCUAAAGCCAGAUUCGGCAAUAAGGAUGUCAUUGCCGGAGUAAUUCUUGGUACUGGAACAAAUGCGGCAUAUUUAGAGAAUGUUACCACAAUUCCGAAAUGGCAAGGUCUUUUACCAAAAUCAGGAGAGAUGGUUAUAAACAUGGAGUGGGGUAAUUUUUGUUCUUCCGAUCUUCCUCUAACAGAAUAUGAUCAAGCUCUAGACGAAGCGAGCUUAAACCCUGGAGAACAGAUUUUUGAGAAGAUAAUUUCCGGUAUGUAUUUGGGUGACAUUGUAAGGAGAGUCCUGCUGAAGAUGGCUGAAAAAGCUGAUUUUUUCGGAGAUAUUGUUCCUCAUAAGUUGAGAAUUCCUUUCAUACUUAGGACACCUGACAUGUCUGCUAUGCAUCACGAUACAUCUUCGGAUCUAAGGGUGGUUGGAAAAAAACUGAGGGACAUAUUGGAGAUCGAAAACACAUCCCUGAAAAUGAGGAAGAUUGUUGUGGAACUUUGUGAUAUAGUUUCUGUUCGUGGGGCCCGCCUUGCUGCUGCUGGUAUUUUCGGCAUCCUAAGGAAACUGGGAAGAGAUACCGUUAAAACCGGGGAGGAACAAAAAUCAGUGAUAGCAUUGGAUGGAGGAUUGUUUGAACACUACAUGAAAUUCAGAACAUGCAUGGAGAAUACACUAAAGGAAUUGUUGGGAGAUGAAGCAGCCGAGACAAUCGGCGUUGAACAUUCCAACGACGGCUCUGGAAUCGGAGCAGCCCUCCUUGCAGCUUCUCAGUCCCAAUAUUUGGGAGUGGAAGAUUCCUAAUGAUGUAAUUAACACCAUUGCCAAAAGUAAACAGGUGUAAUACUAGUUUUGAUUUUCUUCAUACCAUAUAGAUUGUUAGAUUGAAACGGAAAAGCUUUAGUUAUCGGUUCUUCAGAGGGUUCAACUGGAGUGCGGCCGAUGUUCACUUUGAGGUUAUCAGUGUGGCUAAGUGUUCUUGCUGCGACCUCACCGCAUCUUGACUAAUCUCCCACUUUAACAAUAAUAGGGGAGAUGUAAACUUUUGAGAAGUCAUGUUUUGGUUUGUCCAAAUGUAACAUGCGGCUUACAAUGAGAAUAAAUCAGGAUUAACUUAUUGGCAAA
Molecule: messenger RNA, 2017 nt
Organism: Lathyrus oleraceus (garden pea)
Lineage: Eukaryota; Viridiplantae; Streptophyta; Magnoliopsida; Fabales; Fabaceae
Product: hexokinase-1
Exons: 9
Coding region: 206-1696 (496 amino acids)
Biological process (GO): carbohydrate phosphorylation; intracellular glucose homeostasis; glucose metabolic process
Cellular component (GO): cytosol; mitochondrion
Molecular function (GO): D-glucose binding; ATP binding; glucokinase activity
Source: RefSeq, a predicted model, not a curated record